AUGGCGUUCAAUCCGCGAAUGUCGAUUCUGCCGCCCGCGCAGCCGCAGUCGCGCACGCGCAAGAAGGAGGAGGAAGCGGCCUACGCCAACAUGCGGCUGCCAGACAGGGAGAUCGUCGGGUGCAUCAACGAGCUGGGCAUCCCGUUCACCGUCGCCGACCUGCAGAAGCCGAGCCCGAUCCAGGUGCAGAUGAUCUUCGAGUGGUUCGGCGAGCUGCUGAUGAACAAGACGCGGCAGACGGUGGACCCGGGGAUGCGGGCGGCGGCCGAGGACGUGUGCGGCGGCGACCUGGGCGACGCGCUGAUGCCGCCCGACACGCGCAACCUGAUGGGCUUCUACGCGUCGCUGCAGCGGCUGAUGCUCGACUGCGGCGUCAACGACUUCAACUUUAUGGACCUGUACAAGCCGACGCACGACCGCCUGGUCAAGAUCUUCAGCUACGUCAUCAACUUUGUGCGCUUCCGCGAGAGCCAGACGAGCGUCAUCGACGAGAACUGCAACCGCGCCGAGAACGCAAAGUCGCGCAUCGAGCAGCUGUACGUCGAGAACCAGAACAUGGAGGCCCAGCUCGACGACAUGCGCGACAACCGCAGGGCCAUGGAGGCCCUGGUGCAAGAGAAGACGCGCCGCAACGAGGACCUCAAGAAGCGGCUGCUCGAGCUGCGCCGGAGCCAGGAGAAGGCGGCUACGCGUCUCGAAGACGCCAAGACGAAGAAGGGCGAGCUGGCGGGCGAGCUAGAAGAGAAGACGGCGGCCAAGCUGGCGCUCAAGCAGGAGAGCGCCAAGCUCCGCCCCUACACCCUCCAGAGCCCACAGGCCCUCCAAGCGAGCCUCACGGAGCUGAGCAACAUCUUGGGCGGGGACAAGGCGCACAUUGACGCUUUGGAUCGGCGGGCGCGGGCUCUCCAGACUUCCAACGACUCCUUCGCCGUUGUGUCCACGGACGUGGCGUCGUGCAUCAAGCUCCUAGACGAGAUCGCAAACGAGUUGGCCAAGGAGGAAGAAGAAAACGCCAGAAACGUCAAGCAGCGAGACGCGCUUGUCGAGCGUGGGGCGAACGUGCGCGAGGUCCAGCUGACAGAGGGCAUGCUGCGGCGGCAGCUCACCAAGUGGGCGGACCGGACCGAGACUCUGCGCACCCAGAGUCAAGAAAAGGCCCAGCGGGCCAAGGAGAAGAUGGAGGAGCUGCGGGCGGUGCACAAGAAGCUGACCGAAGAGCGAUCCGAGAAGGGCAAAGAUGUCGAGCGGAGGAGAGUCCGGAUAGAACAGAUCGAGAAGAAGAUGCUGGACCUCAAGGAGAAUAUCGAGAACGAGGUCCACGCGGCUCACGACGAGUACCUCAAGAUGGAGUCGCACAUCAAGCUGUACAUCACCGAGAUGGAGCAAGCCACCUGA
Lasiosphaeria miniovina is the source of this 1395-nucleotide messenger RNA. Its product is annotated as Nuf2 family-domain-containing protein. Gene Ontology annotation, cellular component: Ndc80 complex; kinetochore. The transcript is spliced from 2 exons. The coding region runs from base 1 to 1395 and encodes 464 amino acids. Gene Ontology annotation, molecular function: protein-containing complex binding. The record is from RefSeq and is a predicted model, not a curated record. Gene Ontology annotation, biological process: mitotic spindle organization; kinetochore organization; attachment of mitotic spindle microtubules to kinetochore. NCBI's taxonomy places the organism in Eukaryota, Fungi, Ascomycota, Sordariomycetes, Sordariales, Lasiosphaeriaceae.